Phacochoerus africanus (Common warthog) is the source of this 1094-nucleotide messenger RNA. It is a transcript of the gene TP53RK, whose product is annotated as TP53 regulating kinase. Gene Ontology annotation, biological process: protein phosphorylation. Gene Ontology annotation, molecular function: protein serine/threonine kinase activity; ATP binding. Bases 217 to 984 code for a protein of 255 amino acids. NCBI's taxonomy places the organism in Eukaryota, Metazoa, Chordata, Mammalia, Artiodactyla, Suidae. The transcript has 2 exons. The record is from RefSeq and is a predicted model, not a curated record. Gene Ontology annotation, cellular component: nucleus; cytosol; EKC/KEOPS complex.
CGAGAAUUUACGGAGGUAGCCGGAAGAUCCGGGAGGCGGGGUCACGAGGCUUAGAAAAGAGCCGAAAGCUUGAGGGGAGGAACCACUUCCACAAGGCGGAAGUGUCGGCGUUCGGGUGGCGGAAGAGGUCCGAGGAUUGCCAGAAAGAGCCGAAGCAGCUCCGACAGUUCCCGGAAGGAGACGAGGGGUUCCGAGCGGCGGCGCGGAGACGCAAACAUGGCGGCGGCCGGCGCUGCUGUUCAUGCUGCUGAGCCGAAUGAGGAACCCGCGCCUGCGACGGAAGCGCUGGCCGCGGCCCGGGAGCGGAGCAGUCUCUUCUUGAGGGGCCUGGAGCUGGUGAAGCAGGGUGCCGAGGCGCGCGUGUUCCGCGGCCGCUUCCAAGGCCGCGCGGCCGUGAUGAAGCACCGCUUCCCCAAGGGCUACCGGCACCCGGCGCUGGAGGCGCGGCUCGGCCGGCGACGGACGGUGCAGGAGGCCCGGGCGCUGCUCCGCUGCCGCCGCGCAGGGAUAUGUGCCCCGGUUGUCUUUUUUGUGGACUAUGCUUCCAACUGUUUAUUCAUGGAAGAAAUUGAAGGCUCAGUGACUGUUCGAGAUUAUAUAGAAUCCACUAUGGAGACUGAAAACUCUCCCCAAAGUCUCCUCGGCUUAGCCAAGAAAAUCGGGCAGGUUUUGGCUCGCAUGCACGACGAAGACCUCAUUCACGGUGAUCUCACCACGUCCAACAUGCUCCUGAAACCCCCGCUGGAAGAACUGAACAUCGUGCUCAUAGACUUUGGGCUGAGUUUCAUUUCAGCACUUCCAGAAGAUAAGGGAGUGGACCUGUACGUGCUAGAGAAAGCCUUCCUCAGUACCCAUCCCAACACCGAGAUUGUAUUUGAAGCCUUUCUAAAGAGCUAUGCCGCCGCCUCCAAAAAGGCCAGGCCAGUGCUAAAAAAAUUAGAUGAGGUGCGCCUGCGAGGGAGAAAGAGGUCCAUGGUUGGGUAGAAGAACGUGCGUGACGACCACAGACAGUUCAGCCACUCACCUCACAGUAAAUUUGAAGGAAUGCUGUGAAUAUGGGAUUCGACCUAAAUAAAGGUGGUGAGGUAUUUUAA